CGAACGUCUUUAGCUAGCUCGUCGUCAUUCAGACAGCUGAGCUAGCAAGCAAGCAACUUCUGUCGCGAAAUCAUAUCAAACUAUGAUUUUCAUUUCAAAACUGUUCAGUGGCGCUUGCAGAGUUAUAACCUUAACGUCUGUAAACACAGUCUUUGUGACUGACAAGUCAUCAACGCUCGGGAAAUUAGGAAUUUUGUACUUGCGGCAAGGAUGUACUCUGUGUAUGGUGGCCCAGAGGAGACAUUACACAACAAGUCUGAUUCAAGUACGUAGAAACUUCAAGCCUGUGGAUUGUGCAACAUCAUCACUAUCUCAACUUAAGGGUCAAAGCUUAGGCAGAAAGUAUGGUACAUCCCAGAUUGCGCAUCAGAGGGACGCGCACCAGAAGGGAAACCUGCAACAAAGUGAAGGAGAACGUCCGACGCCCACGGAGAGAGUUCCCUCUGUGACAUCACAACAGACUCACUCCAAACAGCCAGAAGCCUCGCAGCAAUCGCCAAAAACAGUAUCGGAUUCCUUGCAGGGAUCAGCCUCGGCAGAAAGAACAAAUAAAGAAACGUCGGAACGGAUAUUUGACCCUGCGGCCAAGGCGACCUUAUCAUCCGAUUUGGGUAAUUUGUCAAGUUCCAAAUCGCGACAUCCCAAAGCUUCCAGUACGAGUAAGAGCAAAUCUAAGAAAACUGCUCCACUCUCGGAUAAAACUAUCAGCAAGCAGAAAGAAGUGAAGUCAACUAAACCUCGGAAAGGGAAAACAAAACCAACAAAGGCAUCAUUGAGUACGUCGAGCGAGGAAAAAGCAACAGCAGGGAACCGUGGAACAAAGGAUGGUCACCAGGCAUGUCAACAGAUUACGAGCAGCACAGGAGACAUCGUCAAAAUCCCAACAGAAAUCACGCAGCCACGGGCGAGAAGUAAAGCAAAGUCUGUGAAGAGGAACCAGAGAAACAAGACUGGUAAUCAAACAGCAUCGAAUCUCAGGGACUCAGCCAGUUGUAAGGAUAGUCAGCUUAGAAGUCAACAGUCAAGUGAAAACGCAAGUCCCACGCUAAACGAAUCUGGGACGGAAAGAUUAACAUUCUCGCUGCCUAAAAAAAUCAGUACAACCAAUUCCAGUGUAGACUUAGUGGAAAACAAAUCAAGUGCAAUAGCAGACAAAACCAGUGCAAUCUCCAACAAACCACAUCACGCAUUAACGAUUGAUGAACAAACAUCGCCAGAUUCGUCAAAAUUACGUACGGGAGCCGCUCAAGACAUUGGAGCGGAUGGUUGGCAGCCAUCUUCCACAGAUGAUGCCGUUUCAUCCCCCCGAACAAUAGAGUUACUGGAGAAGAAAGGCUCUAUGCAUUUGCCAGGGGUGGUAGCAAAAGAAGGAGAUGGGAAGGUGAAACCUGGGAAGGAGAGACGGAGGUGGACAAACGUCGACAGCCCCCAGGCCUACUUGCAGCCCUUCAUGGACGUCAGCAUAUUCUGUGGCAUGACCGAGGAGGCCCAGAAGCUGUUUGAUUCAGCUAGACUCCACAACCAGGAGCUAAACACUGGCCAUUACAAUACCAUGCUGCAAGCUUGGGCAAGAAAGGGAAAUCUCAGUCAAGUGAGGGUGCUGUUCUCACAAAUGGUCGCCAGCAAGUUGACACCGGAUCUUCAGUCGUAUGCUGCUGCACUGGAAUGCAUGGGAAGGAUGAAAGACAUCAACCACAAAACAGUGACCAAGUGUCUGGACCAGAUGAAGGUCGACGAACUGACCGUGGAGGACAUCUUCCAGAAGUGUACCUUCACCAUCGACCAGAGAGAAGUCAUCUUGAGCCUACUUGAAGAUGUUCAGCCAGGGUUUAAGGCCCCGCCUCCGUUACAGCGCCCUCAAUGUAACGUCGGUAUCGUGAAGGAGCUGUAUACAAAGGGCAGGGUGCCACAUCUGGAUAAACAGAGCCCAUAUCCAGAGAUAAUGAGCCAAGACGAGAUGCUGAAGAAGCUGGACGAACAAAUGAAGAUGGAGAAGAGCGAAACGGUUUUGAUUCCCUCGAUCGAGAAGGAGAUGUCAAAUAAUCAGAGCAAGAAAGCUAUUUUGGAGCAGCAUAAGCAAGAGUGGAGAGAGGCCUUAACCAGAAGCUUCAAAUAUGAACUAAAAAAACUCCGCAGGGCGAAUAAUCUAAGACGAGCAACGGUGGGUAAGACAAACUUCUAUCCGUUCUUCUCCAUCAUGGAUCCCCACGAGUAUGUCAAUCUCAUGCUGGAUGCCCUGCAUGAGCUCGCAAACUCCACGGAGGGAAACAUGACCGUCUUGCUGUCCAGAGAGCUCGGCUACAGAGUCCAGCGCAAGUAUCUUAUCCGCAGGAAAAUCAAGAUGGGUGUAGCUGACAAGGUUUUGAAGUUAUACAAAGAGUUUGUGAGUCGGAGUCUGAAUGUGAAAGCGCUGAAUCAUCGUGAGUUAUGGAAGAGCCUUGAGGACAAUAUGCCAGAAGGGCCAUCAUUGGAUGCUGAUGUGGAAAACUGGCCGGCAAAUAUCACACUUGGGAUUGGAAGUCGUCUGGCAGAAAUGAUGAUCAGGGAAAUCAAGAUUAACGCGAAUAUGUCCUUCACCAAUAAACCUGAGAAGAUGAUCCCAGCUCUAUAUCACAUGUACACCUACAGAGGUUUCAAGCAAGUUGGCUACAUUAAGCCUCAUCCAUCCCUUGUUGAGCUGCUGCAACACGUGAAAGGGAUUGAGAUGCCAUUUGAUAGUAACCUACUCCCAAUGGUCAGUCCGCCCAUUCCAUGGUGCUCCGUCAAGUUUGGAGCUUUCCCGCUUAGCACAACUAAAAUUAUGCGCUGCAAAGAUGGCACCCCACAGCACCAGUCCUUACUGCAGAAGACAAAGUCCGCUGAACUCUAUCCCGUGCUCGACUCUCUCAACCAGCUAGCCUCUACGCCAUGGAUCAUCAAUAAGCCUAUUUUAGACGUGAUCAUCAACGUCUUCCAGAAAGGUGGGAGUCCGGAGCUAGACAUUGCUCAGCCGCCAUCUGUGGUUGAACCCAUCCCCAAGCCGACUGGGGAGCUGACCCAGAAUGACCUGGCGAAGAUUCAGCAACAGAGGGCGCUGUUACGCAAGAAGCAAGCCGAGAUGCACAGCCUAAGGAUGGAUGCAUUGUAUAAGUUCUCUAUCGCAGACAAGUACCGAAAUGACAUCUUCUGGUUUCCACACAACAUGGACUUCCGUGGCCGGGUCUACCCAUGCCCGCCCCACUUCAAUCACAUGGGCAGCGACGUCACACGGAGCAUCUUAAUGUUCGCCGAGGGACUACCCCUGGGUCCCGCUGGACUCGACUGGCUUAAGAUUCACCUGGUUAAUCUGACCGGUCACAAGAAGAGGUGCUCAUUGCCCGAGAGAUUAGCCUAUGCAAAUGAGAUAUUGCCGGAGAUCAAGGACUCGGCAGAAAAUCCCUUGGAGGGAAAGGGUUGGUGGAAGGGCGCCGAGGACAAGUGGCAGGCCCUCGCUUGUUGCAUUGAGAUCACCAACGCCCUGAAGCACCCAGACCCCAGUGGCUUCAUAAGCCACCUGCCUGUACAUCAGGAUGGAUCGUGUAACGGUCUUCAGCACUACGCGGCCUUAGGUAGGGAUGUCAUCGGCUCCCACCAAGUCAACCUCUGUCCCACGGAUGUCCCACAGGACGUGUACAGCGGAGUCGCUCAAAUGGUUGAAGAGAUUUGCAAGAGAGAUGCAGAGAAUGGCAAUCCCCAAGCCAAGCUGUUAACCGGUCACAUUCAACGCAAGGUUGUGAAGCAGACCGUUAUGACGGUGGUUUACGGCGUAACGAUGUACGGCGGGAAGUGGCAGAUCCACAAGCAGCUGAGUGAGGUACCAUCAGAGGUACGGCUUUAUGCAGCCGGCUACCUGGCGAGAAAUGUCUUCAAGAGCCUUCGGGAGAUGUUCACGAAAACCAGAGAGAUUCAGGAUUGGUUGACUGAUUGUGCGUGGUUGAUCUCCAAGGCGGGUCAGACAGUGGAGUGGGUAACCCCCCUGGGCUUGCCGGUCAUCCAGCCCUACCACAAGAAGAACAUGAAGGUCAUUAACCAUGCUGACCAUGUCAUGUACCACACUGACCGCUCCAAUACAGACGAGUUACCGGAUACCAUGAAGCAGAAGAACGCCUUCCCACCAAACUUCAUCCACUCCUUGGACUCAACUCACAUGAUGCUAACGUCUCUCAAUUGUCACCACGAGGGCAUUGCUUACGCCUCUGUGCAUGACUGUUUCUGGACACAUGCUGCCUCCAUCAAUGUCAUGAACAGAAUAUGCAGAGAGCAGUUUGUGAGAUUGCACAGCGAACCGAUCCUGAACAAUCUAGCUGAGUUCAUGAUGGAGAAGUAUGGUGACCUAAUGAUCUCCCAAGGUGCCAAGGUACAGAAGGAAAACCCACAACUCAAAGUCAUAGGUGACUACAUCAAACAAGUUCCUGAGAAAGGAGAUUUUGAUCUAAAAAAUGUCUUGAAGUCCACUUUCUUCUUCAGCUGAAAAUGGAAAGACAGCAAGAACAAUAAUCUUGGACUGGUGAGGUCUGCAUCAAACAGGUUCCUGAGAAAGGAGAUUUUGAUCUCAAAAAUUUCUUGAAGUCGACUUUCUUCUUCAGCUGAAGAUGGAAAGUGGCAAAGAACAAUAAUCUCGGACUGGUGGGGUUUGCAUCAAACAGGUUCCUGAGAAAGGAGACUUUUAUCUCAAAAAUGUCUUGAAGUCAACUUUCUUCUUCAAGAAAAAUGACUGGUGCGUCAAAAGGAAGAUUGACUGCAUUCAGCACAUAUUGCAGGCUGGCAUAGUUUAUAAAUCACUCUAAACUACAGUGGAUGAUAUUGAAUGGUCAGACAGUAGGAGGGUUGACUGUGUGCCGUGUAGAUGCAUUCGCCAAGUGAUAACAGUUUAUUCUAAACUACAGUGGAUGAUAUUGAAUGGUCAGACAGUAGGAGGGUUGACUGUGUGCCGUGUAGAUGCAUUCGCCAAGCGAUAACAGUUUAUUCUAAACUACAGCGGAUGAUAUUGAAUGGUCAGACAGUAGGAGGGUUGACUUUCUGUGUAGAUGCAUGCCAAGUGAUAACAGUUUAUUCUAAACUACAGCAGAUGAUAUUGAAUGGUCAGACAGUAGGAGGGUCGACUGUACUGUGUAGAUGAAUUCACAUGCUACCAUUAUAGGCUGGCAUUGUAAUCUGGACGCAUGUACAAAACAAACCUUGGUGGAUGAUAUUGAAUGGUCAGAUAGUCCGAGGGUUAAGAUUGUGCUUUUUUGUGCUUACAAAACGGACAAACUUUUUAAAAGAAAAAUUACUGCAUAUCUUUUAUCAAAUUAGCAACAAAAGUAGUCUCUGAUAAGGACAAAAUAAACGACAACAAGACGUGAAGUUUCAAAGUUAAAGACAGCUUUUAUUUAUACAUCUUUACAUCAAUCAUUAUACAGGUCACUUCUACUCAAACAAACAGAAGAAGACAGAAACGCGGACUGUUGAAGCCCAAAUUAAAAAAUAAAGAAGUGCAACUUGGUAGAAAAAUUUGUCGGAGUAUGUCAUUUCCUCGCUCUACAUCUCAUAUGGUAUCUUACACGUGCACCGGAACAAAACAUUUGUUAAUUUUUAGUAUUUACAUAGGUUGCUUCUUUCUUAUAAAGAAGGAAUUUUUUUAUUUAAUAAUAAUUAUUACAAUCAAGAAGACGGGUUUUGGUUUGUCAUAUAAUGUGAGAUUUACUGUACAGUUAAAGAUAUAUACACUAUGUUUAACCAAUUUGUAUAGUAAAAAUAAGAUAUUCUAUGAAAAUAAUGUGCAACCCCAAAAAAAGCUCACAGCCUAGAGAGUAGCGAGAAGGGAGUUGCAGGCACCGAUUGUGAGCAAUGCCAUAUAGUGUGUGUAUAUUGGCUGGUAACCUGUGGCCCUACGGCCAAAUUAAUAAAGCCUGUAUGCGGAGGAGUACUGCGCACAAAUGGACAGUUUCAAAGUCAUUAACACAGCUUACCGUAAGCAAAACAAAAGGCACACUUGCUUGCCCAAAGACUUGUGGACAAGUCGUUAAAUGUCUGUCGCGGUGAUAGCGUUCCGACUUUAUUCCGAAUCUCCCCGGUAUUCUUGCAAGACUGUUGGCCUCGUGAGACUACUGCUCUCACGACUACGGUCCAAGUAGAAGUGGGCAACCAGCAGUGCGCGCGAGAGCAGUGAUCUGGUCUCGCGAGAGCACUGCCACAACUCGACUAUCUCACCGCGGCAGACCAUUAACGACUUCUACACAAGUCUAUCCUGCCCACGGUUCUUGUAACGCAACAAUGCAAAGCCACUGUGAACAACGACAAUUCAGAGGUUAGCUAGGAAUGCUCGUUUGUGUGCAGGCACACUAACAAUUUCUGCUAACACAGAAAUUCCGUGUAAGCGCAGAAUUCUGCAGUAAGCAAUGCCAUAAAAUUCAGUUCCUGCUCUCCCAGUUUGAUACCAUUAGUAGAGCUGGAUACGUCACAUAAAACAAAAAUCUACAUACUUGACAUCUAUAAAGGAGGAAUUAUUUUGAAGAGAUAGAAAAUUUUGCGAGAUAUUCUGGCCUCGUUUAAGUCGUAGCGUCCACCAGCUGCGAAAUGUUUUCAUGUCGAUAAUUUGUAAUUGCCACUUUGAAGUAAAACUUGCUUGUUCAAAUACAAACAGUUUACAUGUUUAAACUUUGUGGAAAGUUCUUUCUGAUUCUGGUAUUGUUAAAUAACUUUCUGAUCUGGUACAAAUUUUAUGGAAUUUUAUCCCAAAUUUGAGCCCUGUGGAUGAGGACAGGUUUAGUAAUUGUAGAAAAAAAAUGGAAGGAAUUUUCUACCUGGACGUCCUAUCUAUGACGAUUAAACUAAUUAAUGUUAAUAUUCCUACUCACUGCAAACAAAUCA
This is a messenger RNA of Asterias rubens (European starfish), 6870 nucleotides long. RefSeq names its product DNA-directed RNA polymerase, mitochondrial-like. Gene Ontology annotation, biological process: mitochondrial transcription. Gene Ontology annotation, molecular function: DNA-directed RNA polymerase activity; mitochondrial promoter sequence-specific DNA binding; protein binding. Gene Ontology annotation, cellular component: mitochondrial DNA-directed RNA polymerase complex. Lineage: Eukaryota; Metazoa; Echinodermata; Asteroidea; Forcipulatida; Asteriidae. The transcript has 26 exons. Bases 83 to 4489 code for a protein of 1468 amino acids. The record is from RefSeq and is a predicted model, not a curated record.